Messenger RNA from Miscanthus lutarioriparius, 1143 nucleotides. The record is from the annotation of a GenBank genome assembly. NCBI's taxonomy places the organism in Eukaryota, Viridiplantae, Streptophyta, Magnoliopsida, Poales, Poaceae.
AUGAACCGACAGCAGGCGGAGGAGGGCGCGAGCGCGCGCGUCAAGACGACGCUGGCCGAGGCGGCGUCGCCGCUGUCCGCUCUGGCGGACGACGUGCUGCUACAGAUCCUGGGACGGCUGGAGGCGGACCCGCGGGACUGGGCGCGGGCCUCCUGCGCGUCCCCGCGCCUCGCCGCGCUGCUCCGGGCCGCCUGCCUCCCGCCGCGCCUGUCGCGGGCGCUCCCCGCCGAGCUCCUCCCCGCGCCGCCACCGGACGGGGCGCCCGCGGCCUGGGCGGCGCUCCACAAGCUCUCCGUCUGCUGCCCGGGGCUCCUCCGCGCCGGGGUGCUCCUCGAGCCCACCGACGAUUUCGGGCUCGAGCUCGACAUCGGCCCUGACGUCCCCAUCUGCGCUGGCCCCACUGACGCCGCCGCCUCCGUCGACGGGUUCGAGGCCACGGCCACCUCUCGCGACCGCGGGGCCGGGGGCGACGUCGUCGCGGCCAGGGGGAGCGCGCCCGCCGCCGGCGAAUCUGCCAACGCCGCUGCGUGGUCGCUCUACGACGAUCUGUACCUCGACGCGGCAUACGACUGCUCGUCCGAGCCGCAGAUCCCGCCUGCCGCUGCGGAACCCGCCUCGCCGCCCCCGCCCGUGGCGGCGAUCCGCGACGUGGACGAAGCAACGACCACAAAUGCUGCCUCAUGCGGCGGCGUCGCCCGGCGCGGCGUGGUGGCCGGGAGCCGACGGCAUCCGCGGCGGUGGCUGGGCACCGUGGGCGCGCACCUGGCGUCGGGGUCCUGGACGCUGAGCCGCGAGCAGGGGAACAAGCUCCUCGCCAGCCGCUUCCGCGGCGACCGGCUCUACCUCUGCGACUGGCCCGGGUGCGUGCACGCCGAGGAGCGACGAAAGUACAUGGUCUUCCGCGGCGUGUUCCACAACUUCGCCCGGUCCCAGGUGCGGCGCGCGCUCAGGGACACACGCCACCCCACCGUCGCCGUCGAGUGCGCCUUCUGCGGCUGCAAGGAGGCCUGGGACCUCUACUCGGCCUUCUGCCUCCGCGGUUUCUACGGCUACCACGACGACGGCGAGCCCGUCAUGCGCGCCUACGUCUGCGAGAACGGCCACGUCGCGGGCGCCUGGACCGAGCGCCCGCUCUACUCCUGA